AUGGUCUUAUCGAUCAGAAAGUCUGUUUCUAUUACACAUAUUCUGCAAGUGCGUCACUAUGCUACAUCUGGUGACUAUAGAAGGGAAAGACAAGCACAAAUAGAUCCCCAUAUAAAGGCAGGCUUACCCCCUUGGCCGAAAUCGAAAUUACCUUCACCAAAGGAACUUUUUGACUUUGAUACCCUUAAUGAUAUAAAUUUUAAGAAUGAUAUUAAGAAUAAGUAUCAGAAAUAUGUAAAGAUAUACCAUCCGGAUGUGUCACUGAAAUUGGAAAUAAAAUUUGAGGGGAAAGUUUUAACUAAAGAAGAACUUAGACAAAGAUUUGAUCAAAUUUCUAGUGCUUAUGAGAUCUUGAGAGAUCCUGUGAAAAGAUCAGCAUAUUGGAGAUAUGAGAAUUCUAACUGGUCACAAGUACAUCGCAACAAUGCACGUCAUAAGGCAGCCACAGGUGGUGGAACUGCUUAUCAACUGAGAGCUACCUAUGAAAGAUAUAGACAGGCCAGUAAGACGGCUGGAUAUGGAUAUCAAGAUGACGAAGCAUUCUGGACAGCAGGUUCUUGGGAAGAUUAUUAUAGAAUGAAACAUAAACGUGAACCUCCUACCGCUGAAGAAAUUGAAAAAAAUAAAUACAAGAUAUUAGCCGGAGUUAUAGCUGUGGCCACCAUUUCUACUGUACUUCAAUAUUUACGUGCAGUUAAAAAGACUGAAGAAUUUCAUGCAGAAACUGCUUAUUUGAAUAAGGAGGCCAAUGCAGACUUGAAAGGAAGUAGAAAUAAUUAUGAGUUUGGUACAGGGCAAUUGGAUCGUAUGGAAAGGUUCUUAGUUCUGAGAAGAUUUAAUUUUUUUGAUAGAGGUGAUAUGGAUAAACAUCAAGAUAUGAAGAAUGAGCAAGAUAAAAUUAUGAGGGGAUUGCAGGCUGGUGUAAAUUAA
This is a messenger RNA of [Candida] anglica, 930 nucleotides long. Lineage: Eukaryota; Fungi; Ascomycota; Pichiomycetes; Serinales; Debaryomycetaceae. The record is from the annotation of a GenBank genome assembly.